AUGGCGCUUGGCCAGAAACACCUCUGCCUCCUCCUCGUCCAGCCGUCCAUCGUCACUCUGCUACACUCACCCUGCAAAUCGCUCUUCGAACAGGACAAGACGUUCGCGUCUGCUCACGGAGUCGAUUUGGAUGCGAUCUCUUCGCGUCUCUCUCCGCUGCUAGCCUUGGAUCCCUAUCAGCGCAUUCGCCUGAUCAACUGGAUACGAAAGAGGUAUAAACCCGCGCCGUCUGAAGUUCUAGCCUUGAAGGGACACGAAUCCCUAUUUGCCUCAGACGAGUACCUCAUUCCUGUUAUCGAGGACGAUCCUCUUCUCCAUCUAGAAGACGCGAAGCGACGCAUCCGCGCCCUUGGGCGCAAGCUGCAGAAGGCGCGCCAGGACUUCGUCGACUACCGCGCAUUCGUCGGCGAACGCCUCGGGCGCUCGGGCGUCGUGGAAGCACUCGCAGAGCCCGCCGCGUCCACCUCCACACACAUCGCUACGCCCCUCCGGGACGACGACUCACACUACUUUCAGAGCUAUGGCGAGAACGAUAUCCACGCGGUCAUGAUCCAAGACAAGGUGCGCACCGCGACGUACGCGCAGUUCAUCCAGUCGAGUCCAGAGCUCUUCCACGACGCGGUCGUGCUCGAUGUCGGCUGCGGGACGGGCAUCCUUUCGCUCUUCGCCGCGCGCGCAGGUGCGCGGCGUGUCAUCGCUGUAGACGCUAGCCCUGUCGUAGAGAAAGCGCAGCAGAUCGUGCGGGACAACGGCCUCGAGGAUGUGAUCACUGUCGUGCGCGGGCGGGUCGAGGACAUACAGCUGCCUGAAGGUGUGGAGAGCGUGGACGUGAUCGUCUCGGAGUGGAUGGGCUAUGGGCUGUUGUAUGAGAGCAUGCUGGACUCGGUGCUUCACGCGCGGGAUCGGUUCUUGAAGAAGGAGGGCGGCGUGAUGGCGCCGAGUCAGUGUAAGAUGCAGCUGUGCCUGUGUGAGGGAGGUGAGAUCUUCAAAGAGCGAAUCGGCUUCUGGAGCGAUGUCUAUGGCUUCGACUUGUCCGCGAUGGGAACGAACGUAUACGAAGACGCGAUCGUAGACGUCGUCGGCCCAGAGGCGGUCCUCAGCGAGCCAUGUACCGUCAAGGACCUCCACCUCGCCAGCAUCACCCCAAAACAACUCGACUUCUCCGCACCCUUCACGCUCACGGCCACCUCCCUGCAGCGCACGAAGGCGUACGCGCUCACCCUCUACUUCGAUACCUUCUUCACUGCGGACGGCGCGCCCGCCCCGCCGGACGCCCCGGUGCACGUCGUGCGCGACGGCGACCCGAUACUUGCGGAGGUCUGGCCGCUCGGCUGGCGGCCGCACACAGGGCGGCGGAUGAGCUCUGGGCAGGGUCUGAAAAACGGCGAGCCGGCGAAGCGGCGGGUGACGAGCUUUACCACCGGCCCCGCGAGCGUGCCGACGCACUGGAAACAGACGAUCUUCUUGCUGAGGGAGCCGAUCACGGUGCAUGAAGGCACGGUGGUCCAGGGGACGUUCAAGUGCCACAAGUCGACGGAUAACUCACGAGAGUUGGACGUGGAGAUUCACUACACGGUGAAGGACCCUGACGAAGCGCAAGCACCGGGAAAGGUGGUGGUGCAGUUGUACAAGGUGCGGUAACUCGUGGAGGCGGUCUGUUUGACGCGACGGACGGGGGAAACCCGAAUCGUGAAGGAAGGCAUAUAUUAUUGUAUCAGGUAUCAUUGAAAAAUGUACGUGAACGCAUAAUCCAAACAGCUGCAGUAAUCAAUACAUUUUUGCAUGGCC
Molecule: messenger RNA, 1788 nt
Organism: Fomitopsis serialis
Lineage: Eukaryota; Fungi; Basidiomycota; Agaricomycetes; Polyporales; Fomitopsidaceae
Product: S-adenosyl-L-methionine-dependent methyltransferase
Exons: 10
Coding region: 1-1641 (546 amino acids)
Biological process (GO): peptidyl-arginine methylation
Cellular component (GO): nucleus
Molecular function (GO): protein-arginine N-methyltransferase activity
Source: RefSeq, a predicted model, not a curated record